UUCGAUGAGGCUGUGGAAGACUAUACCCUGGCCAUACAGCUAGACCCAAAUCUGGCUGCUGCAUACUACAACAGAGGAACAGUUUACUAUAGACUUUGUGCUGGCUUGUCUCAACAGACUGGCGGGAUGCAAGUUGAUCUCCAAAAAGCAGUGGAAGAUUUUGAAAAGGCUUGUAACUUGGCACCAAAUAAUCUUGAGUUCCAGGAGGGUCUGAAAAAUUGCAAGAUUCUGUGCUCAUCAGACAAUAGAAAAAUGGAUGUUUCAAAAUUGGAAGCUAUUCCACUUCAAAAAUUAGUGAAGCUCCUAUUUCUUUUAGACAACGGUGACAAGACUACGGGUACAGAGAAGCAGCAGCCACAAAAUAUUGAAGCUGUCCAGAAAGCCAGAGAUGUUUUUCUGUCUAUUCUGAAAGACCAUGAAAAGGGUCAUCACGAUAUUAUUAAUAUAUUGCUUGAACGUUACAAGCUGUUGAUAAAUUACUGCAAUCUAGAUCUUCGAAGUAAAACGGAAACUUUUAAUACAUCUAGAAUUAAACUCGAUGAAGAUUUGCUUACCUUUGCACAGGCUUGCAACUACCUAGGGAUUGAAUGCCAAUAUUUAAAUGAAAAGGUAAAAAUGGUACAAGAUGAUAUGAAUCUUAAUGAGAAUGAAAGAAAUGGUGUUUUUUUUGUAUAUGCAGAAAACAUGCUCAUGAAUCGCAUAUGUGAUUGUUUGACACCUGCUCCUGUCUUUAAUCUAUUGGAUGUUGUCAAAAAUAACAGUAUAGGUGAAGAUUUAGUAGUUACAUUAGAGCAAUUGAAUCACGAUGGACUGAAGGAAACUCUCUUCUUUUAUAUAAUAAGGCUAUUAGAAGACAAUAAUCAGCUGAACCGCAUAUAUACAGAUAAGCUGAUAAAUUUUCUUGAAAUGUGUCAUCAAAGCAAUAGCGUUGAGCAACAAACAAUUGAAAAUGUGAUACGCAUGUUAACAAGUUAUCCAGGAGAAUGCCAGCCAGCUGGAUUAUGCAUUGUUUUCUGUGUUACUGAAGGGAGAAAUGGAGCUGAGGCUGAAAUAGCAAACAUAAAUCGUGUAUUUGCAGAUAUUCUUGGAUUUACAGUGAAAAUUGAGAGAAAUCCCAGUGAAGAGACUAUAGAAAAUUAUGUUAAUAAAGAACUACAGAUGACAAAGUAUCGUUAUUAUGACUCUGUUGUUUACUGGUUUAUUAGCCACGGCUCUGAAACUAAUCUAAUUCUUCCUAAUGAUAAGACGUAUGAAAGGGAUUUGUUUAUUGAAAAAUUUUCAAAGCCAAAAGUCUUUAAUAAAAAGCCUAAAAUCUUCUUCUUAGCAUCAUGCCAAGGAAGUAAACCAAUUCCUGUUAAAUUCGGUGGACAACCAGCUGGUACAGAUGGAAGAAAUCGUUCAAGAGCUAAUGAAUUGGAUGAUUGUAAUGACAUUACGUAUGUUUACUAUGAGAUGGAUCGUCUUAUUGCAUAUGCCACUCUUCCCGAUAAACUUGCUUUCCGCCGAGAUGUUGAAGGUUCUGUGUUUGUGGAAAUUGUGUGCUCUCUUCUGGAAAAAAGUUCUGAAGUAAGCAUUACUCAGGUAUUGGAAACGGCUUCACGGAAGAUACACUGCCUAAUUUUCAAGAGUGACGAUAAUUCGUUUCAAGGUCAUGCAAAACAGGCAUGCUUCUAUACAUCCACCUUUCAAAAAACUUUCUGUGUUCCAACAAUAUGCCCACAAAUUUGAAGUAAGAAUUAGACAAUACGGUUCACCCUUGACCAUCAUCUCAAGUUGCAAAUAAUUAAAAAAGACAACUCGAUAUAUUUGUACCUAAUAGGCCAAGUUGCCAAAAAAGGUGAAUUUUCCUGUAAUAUUAUUUUUCAAAUAUUUUUUUUGUACGGAAUGAUACAGCUUUUCAUUACAUUACACAUUUUACUUUGAAAACAUAGAAGCGUGAUCAAACCUACUGUACCUGAUAGGAACACAAACCAUGAAUUUAACCAUUUCCAUUUCAUUGUUCAUAGAUUAGAGUUGUGUAUAUAUAAAAUGGAUAAUAUCAUGGAUGUCAUCAUAGAGACAGGACUUUGGGCUUGUAUAAAACGUUCCAUAAGUACUGUAUAGAGAGCAACGGCUUCUUGGAAGAAAAUGAGAACCCUCAUUGGCAGCCGUAUCUGCCCAAAACACUAUGCAUGUUAGUGCCUUUGCAAGAAUGUAAAAAUAUAUAUUAUAAAAUUAUUAAUUAUUAUAAAUACAGUAUAGCUAUUUUCUGUACUAAGGCAUAAUCAAUGAAUAUGUUGUUAACAGCAUGCUGUAUUUUCUCUACCAUGUACCAUAUAGCCAAAAUCACUUAAAAUUUUAUUACCAUAAUUUUUCUUUGAUACUGUAAUUGCCAACUUAUCCCAUAUAAUAUUUAUAUUGUUCUAAUGUAUUUUUAAAUAAACUUUAUAAAUAAUGUUA
Molecule: messenger RNA, 2439 nt
Organism: Procambarus clarkii (red swamp crayfish)
Lineage: Eukaryota; Metazoa; Arthropoda; Malacostraca; Decapoda; Cambaridae
Product: caspase-8-like
Biological process (GO): proteolysis
Molecular function (GO): cysteine-type endopeptidase activity; protein binding
Source: RefSeq, a predicted model, not a curated record